AUGGCGACGCUGGCGGACUUUCGGAAAGAAGAGUAUGACCAAAAAGGCCCGAUCGCCGAGUACGAUGCUCGCGUGCAGUCCGGCAAGUUGAGGAACGACGAGCACCAGCGCAAUCUCGUGCAGGCGCUUCAGGAUUUGCAUAACAUGCUGGAGUCGUACAACCCGCCGCGAGUGGAGUAUCCGACCAUUGAAUCACUGCAGCCGAAGAAGAAGAAGAGUUUCUUUGGCUCCAUCUUCGGCGGGGGCGGCCAGAUCUACGCGAAAAUGAACAUCUCCCCGGACCUGCCGAAAGGGCUGUACAUGUAUGGCGAUGUGGGCAGCGGCAAGACGAUGCUCAUGGACUUGUUCUACGACACCUUGCCCACCAACAUCAAGCACGCGACGCGCAUCCAUUUCCACAACUUCAUGCAGGACGUGCACAAGUCCCUGCACCAAAUGAAGGCCAAGCACGGCAGCGACAUCGACGCCAUCCCCUUCGUCGCAGCGGACAUAGCCGAGCAAGCAUCCGUCCUCUGCUUCGACGAGUUCCAAUGCACCGACGUCGCCGACGCCAUGAUCCUCCGCCGCCUGAUCGAAAGCCUCAUGUCGCACGGCACGGUGCUCGUGACGACCAGCAACCGCCACCCGAAAGACCUCUACAAAAACGGCAUCCAGCGCGAGUCCUUCGUCCCCUGCAUCAACCUGCUGCAGGAAAAGCUGCGCAUCCUCAACCUCGACUCCACCACCGACUACCGCAAAAUCCCCCGCCCGCCGUCAGGCGUCUACCACCACCCGCUCGACUCCGGCGCGAACCGGCACGCAGAGCACUGGUUCCGCUUCCUCGGCGACCCAGAGCACGACCCACCGCACCGCACCAGCCUCCGCGUCUGGGGCCGCGACGUCGACGUCCCCAAAGCAAGCGGCAAAGCGGCUUGGUUCUCGUUCGACGAGCUGAUGGGCCGCGCCACCGGAGCGGCAGACUACAUCGAGCUGGCGCGCAGCUUCGAGGCUUUCGUCAUCACCGGCGUGCCGGGCAUGAACUACCGCUCGCGCGACCUGGCGCGCCGCUUCAUCACCUUUAUCGACGCCGUGUACGAGGCGCGCGGCAAGCUCGUCCUCACGACCGCCGUGCCGCUGUCGCAGCUCUUCAUGUCGCGCGAAGAGCUCGACAAGACGCUCGAUUUCGCGGCCAAGGCGGGGAAUAAAGCUGCGAGCGAGGCGAAGGACUCCGGCGCCGAUGUCAGCGAUGCCAUGCGCAAUAUGAUGGACGAUCUGGGCAUGAAUAUGGAUGUGAUGAAGAACAGCAGCAUUUUCAGCGGGGACGAGGAGGCGUUUGCUUUUGCGCGCGCGUUGAGUCGCUUGAGUGAGAUGGGGAGUCAGGAGUGGGUGGAGCGCGGGAUGGGCCUCGAGAAGUCAGGCGGCAAGAAGGAAGCCGAAGACUGGCAGAAAGUGCGGUCGAAUUAUCACCAGGACAGCUACGGCUAG
Messenger RNA from Neohortaea acidophila, 1464 nucleotides. Its product is annotated as AFG1-like ATPase-domain-containing protein. The transcript is spliced from 2 exons. NCBI's taxonomy places the organism in Eukaryota, Fungi, Ascomycota, Dothideomycetes, Mycosphaerellales, Teratosphaeriaceae. Gene Ontology annotation, cellular component: mitochondrion; cytoplasm. Gene Ontology annotation, molecular function: ATP binding; ATP hydrolysis activity. The coding region runs from base 1 to 1464 and encodes 487 amino acids. The record is from RefSeq and is a predicted model, not a curated record. Gene Ontology annotation, biological process: protein quality control for misfolded or incompletely synthesized proteins.